Molecule: messenger RNA, 1197 nt
Organism: Diabrotica virgifera virgifera (western corn rootworm)
Lineage: Eukaryota; Metazoa; Arthropoda; Insecta; Coleoptera; Chrysomelidae
Product: GATA zinc finger domain-containing protein 15-like
Exons: 1
Coding region: 1-1197 (398 amino acids)
Source: RefSeq, a predicted model, not a curated record
AUGCCGUUCUUAAAUGCCGAUAUUACUAGCCUAUGUGCUACGUUGCCGGAAUUCUCCACCGGAGACAAUUUAUCUACCUUUUUAAAAUCGGUUGAUAACUUAAUUACAUUCCUGGUAGGCCAACAGCUUACAGCUUCGCAAGAAUUUAUCUUAAACUCUAAUAUUAUUGCUCGUAUCAAAGGCGAACCACGGGAUUUUCUUAAUUAUUCAAACAAAACUGCUUGGGCUGAAGUCAGACCGGCUCUUUUAGCUAAGUACGGAGACAGACGCUCCGAAGAUAUUUUAGUUACUCAACUUUCAACAACAGUUCAAAAAAAUCACGAAUCUUAUGAUCAAUAUCACCAGAGAAUUACAAAAAAUUUAAACGAUUUAUUACAACAUACAACUCUAAAUGAUAAUGUUGAAACUGCUAAUUUUAAGACUCCCUAUUUUAAAAAUAUAGCUUUAAAAACAUUUUGCACAGGUAUUAAUGAACCAUAUGCCGAAUAUUUGUCGCAUUUUACAAUAACUUCGCUUGAACAAGCGCUCCAAAAAUGUAUAGUUUAUGACAAUCACAAAUCUCAACAGAAAUAUAUGAAUUAUUUAAAGACGCAACAAAAUAAUAAACCAUUUUCACCAAAACAGAAACCUGCUAAUACAAAUCAGACAUUUUUUAAUAAUAACCCAAAUCCUACAAGAAAUGUUUUUCAACCAAACUCUAACUCUUAUCCAAGACAACCAAACUUCAACUCUUUUCAGAGACAACCAAAUUUCAACUCUAAUCCGAGACAAAAUUUUUCUCAAACCAAUUCUAACUUAGCAUCAAGAAACAACGCCCAUCAGAGCACAAAUUUUGCUACUAGGCCAAACACCAAUGCAACUCCUAAUUCCAAUUUUAAUUCUUUUAGAAAUAAUCCACAAAAUAAUAAUAAUUUCAAUAGACAAAUCCGAAAUCCCCAACCUGAAAAAUAUCAUGCUACCCCAAUGACCGAGGUACAAACUCUCGCCACAAGAAAUGAACCCAUGGAUUUGGAUGCGUCCACUAUUAGACGUACGCAUAAUUUUAAUAUUAAUGCAAACUCAGACGAAAAUUUCGAAUACGCCCCUGAAUAUUUCGAAGUUACUGACGAUGACUAUCCCCAAGAAUUAGUUGAAGAAACUUCUCAGGAUUUUCUCGAGGAUCCAACAGACGAAGAUCCCCCACCAAUAUCGAUCUAA